UAAAAACAUAACAAAAUAAUUCAGCACAGCAGAGACUGGGAUACAUUGUGGUAUCGACUUAGUUCACUCAGCUAACCUGAUCCUUUAGUCUAGUGGAAGUCCGUGCUGUAAUUAUCAGCCCGCAGUUCUGUAUAACCAAGCAGGACCGUAACAAGCAUAGAUAUUGAGGUAGAUGUGUACGCCCGAAUAUCAAUACUAUCUCAGAAAUCUUCCUUCCUUACAUCCUUACAGUCAAGUUUAGUUUGGUGACCAGAUCAGCUGAUUUAAAGAUGGGAAGAUUUUAUAGCAAGUGGCUCACCCACAGAUUAAACUAUAGCUAAAAAAGAUAAAUUAAAACUUGUUUUUAAAACUCAUUUAAUAUUUUGAAUAUUAAAGCUGCGGUAGGGAACUUUUGAUGCUCUAGCGGUUAAUAAACAGAACUGCUUGCGUCUUGCGGAAGAACAUCGUAGCCGGAUCUACUUCUCUCUGUUUAUGUCUAUGAAGAAUCACAAAGGUACUGGGUUACUCCGCCGCGGUACCCCCGAAGCAAUCUAAAAUAGUCUGAAUAUAAACACUUAUUAUAGGUGCACCCUAGUGAUUCAGGACAAGCUAAAAACACGGUUUGGAAAAUGGAUGCAUGGUGUACUCGCUUAUUAUGUUCAUUAUUAUACAUUUUGAACACAAACAAAGUUACAGACCGCAGCUCUGAUUGGUUGUUUUUUACCGGGAGCACAUGACUUUCUGCAAAUGGCAAUAGGACCACUGGGAGGAGCCAGAGGAGCUUGAUUUUUUUCACAGAUUAUCUGUCUCAUAUUCUACUGUCAGGACAUAAUGACAGGUUUAAUAAAUAUGUAAAAAAUAUUUUUUUACAAAAGUUCCCUACAGCACCUUUAACCGUAGGUCGCGCACAACCACCAUGUUUGUAGUUCUCAACCGAAUCAUUCGUCAAAGUGCAAUGGAUUGUGGGUAUUAUAAACCAUUAGAGCGUGCACAGAUCCACACUUCAAAAAUCUGUCUGAGGUUGUAGACCAUCAAGGGACUUCUUGCAUACUCUUUUCAGCAUACUAUGCUUUGGUACACACUUAUUCUAAUCUCACUUACUAUUUAGGGUGGAUAGUGUGAACAUUGGGAUGCAGGGAGAGUGCUUGCUUGCCAUUCUGUCCAUUUCCUAUUUCCUGUCAUGUGAUCAGUCUCAUGACAGGCAGACCCAGACUCAUUUAAAGACAUACACACAUUAAAACAGUGCGCAUGUAGAAUAUGAAUGUCAAGUCGAUGACGUCAAAGAGAGUUAGUAGGCACUUUCUUGAUUGCAAGUGCUGUUUCCUGUCCUCAGGUGGGGGGCGGAGCUGUGGUGUUCAUGAACUCAUCUGCGCUAGAAGAGCAAGCUGUCAGUGGAGAGCCCGAGCAGUGAUCUGCCACAUUUUGAAAGUUGUAACAAAGGUUCGCAAGAAUUUGUGGUCAGUUAGCAGACACACCAAAGGCACAAAGCAAUGGCGUUUUUCAAGAGCUUCCAACAGAGCCUCCCUUCUGUCAGUUCCCUCCUGGACUCGGUCUCAAACACCGUCUCAACUGCCGUGGACGAUUUGUCCUCUGCAGUGAGUGACGUCACCUACACUGUCAGUGACCAGCUAACGGAGCAGGUCAAUACGAUCAUCAACAAAGUACAGACUGAAGAGGAUGACAAAUCCAGGAAAGAGGAUUUGGGUUCUUCUGAAGACAUCCGAAAGGAGAAGAGGACCAGCAGGCUGAAGCGUCAGGAGACAGAGGGUAAUGCUGCAGACAGUGGAGAAGGAGAAGGUCGAAAGAGCCGAAAAUCGAAAAAGAACUCUAUGUGGACUAUUGAAACAGAUGAAGAGGAAAUAAAGAGGGAAAAAGAAAGGCAAGAGGAAGCAAGAAGAGCUGAGGAGGAGGAGUGGGAGUGGGUUUACACCCCUGCUAAAGGUUGGUAUCGUAAAAAGAGGGACCCAAACCAACCACAAAGCCUUUCUCCGACCUCAGACAACAAUAAAGGGAACAGUGACCAAGCAUCAAAAGAGGCAGAGUCUGUCGCCCAGGAAGAGAACGCCUCCUCGUCUGGCAAACACAAUGAUGAAGGUGACAACCACAAUGAAAAUGCUAAUGGGAUGCACCCGGGUAAUAGUCAGAAGAAGCAGGAUUCUCAGGAAAUGUCUGGUGAUACUGAUACAACAGCAUCAAAGUAUGAAAACAAUGCAGAGCACAGUAGUGUUGAGGAAGAUGGUACAGGCAGAAAAAAAGACAAAGGAGGUAAAGAUGGGGGUUGUCCAGAGAAAGGAUCAUCUGAGAGUGAAGACGAAACGCCAAAAAGACACAAGGAUCAGCAGAAAAGUGGAUGGAAAAACAAAGAUACUGAGAAUGAGGAUUGCAGCAGUGAGGCCUCUGCUGAGCAGGUUAAAAGGAAAAAUGGUUCAAGUUCCCUGAAUGAACUUCAGCCUCCACCGUACCGGGACAAAGACGAUCUCAAGUGUGGCUCUAGGGGCCGCAGUGACUCAGCAGAGGGCAGUGGAAGUGAGGUCAGUGAGGCCAGUGAAGACGCUGAGGACACAGAGAGUUACCUGAAUAAGGGCUAUGAAGAGGACGCACCCAGUGACAGCACCGCUGUUUUGGGCCCGGAGGACAGCUUACUCCCACCCCUUCCAGAAACAUAUGAACCAGAGGCACUGGGGAAAUAUGGCACACUGGAUGUGGCAUUUGAAUAUGACCCAAGUGAACAACGGCUUGCGGUGACGGUGACCGCUGCCACAGAUAUUCCAACCCUAAAGAGCACAGGGAACAUUUCUUGGCAGGUCCACCUGGUUCUACUGCCCACCAAGAAGCAGAGGGCCAAGACAGGAGUGCAGAAGGGACCCUGUCCCGUCUUCACAGAGACGUUUCGGUUCUCAUGUGUUGAGAAGGAGGCCUUGGGGGACUAUGCAGUCCGGUUCCGUCUCUACAGUGUGAGGCGCAUGAAGAAGGAGAAGGUCCUAGGCGAGAAGGUGUUCUACUUAACCAAACUCAAUCUGCAGGGCAAGCUUGCUCUGCCUGUUACACUAGAACCUGGCACAUCCGUUCCUGGCUGUGGUUCAGUGGUGAGUGUCUCUCGUAGCGCGGGAGCUCUGUCGUACCACUCCACUGGUGAAUCCUCCACUCCAGAGCUUCUGUUGGGUCUCCUCUACAACUCCACCACAGGGAGACUGUCUGCCGAAGUUGUUAAAGGCAGCCAUUUUAAAAACUCUGCCACCGAUAAACUUCCCAUUGGCCUGUUUUGUUGUGUAAAACGCUUCAUUAGUGGGCAACUGUAUAUAAUGAGAGACACUUACGUGAAGCUUACAAUGCUGGACUCCAAAGGGAAAGAGAUGUCUAAAUGUAAGACCUCCGUCUGCCGUGGCCAGCCCAACCCAACCUACAAAGAAACAUUUGUCUUCCAGGUGGCGCUGUUCCAGCUGUCUGAGGUCACCCUGCAGGUGUCGGUGUACAGUCGGCGGAGCAGCAUGAAGAGGAGAGAGCGGUUGGGUUGGGUCGCUCUGGGCCUCAACAGCACCACAGAGGAACAGGAGGAGCACUGGACCCAGAUGAAGGAGUCCGAGGGACAGCAGGUCUGCCAGUGGCACACGCUCCUCAAUUCAUAGGGGAGAAGGGAAACAAUGCUGUAUGGUUUUUGUCCAUCUGAAGGUUUAGUAGGACAGAAUGAGUACAAAAGGAUUUGUUCACCUUAAAUUGAAAGUUGUUUCCUAAUUGACUCCUUCGUGUUGCUCUGAACCCGUCUUACUUGCUUUCUUCAUGAAACAUUAUCUAUCAUAUGGCUUCAAAUGACUGGCAACUUGUCAUUUUUGGGGUUUGGUAGCCCCUUUAUAUUGAAAAGUAUCUUCAGAAUAUUCUUAGAAAAUAAAGUUUUGCGUUCCAUAGAAGAAAGUAAGUCAUAGGUGGUUAAGAACGGCAUGAGGGUGAGUAAAUGAUGACAGAAGAGUGAUUUUUAAAUGUGAACUAUUCCUAAAGUAAACUUCUGCAAAAUGUGGCGGGCAAAUUAGGUCAAUUGUUGCUUUUCAAUAGUAUACCGAUGCAUGAAGCACCACUUACUCUGCAGUUACUUCCAAAACAAGCCAAUCUAUGUUGGACAUCAUGGCAAAUCUGUGUUUAAAAUUCAACAAACCUGACUCUGAUGUGAAAUACGCAUGGGGAGGUUUUUGUCAUGUGUCAUUCAGCUGAAAUUUCCAAUCGCAUCCUACUGAGAUUUAGACUGCAUUUCGCCCACUGAAUUUAUACAGUAGAGGAAUCCUCCAUGUUGGAGGUGCUGUUGACUUUCUAGAGAGACUGUUUUCCUCAGGAUAGCAGUAAUGGACCUGAUGUUUUUCGCAGUGUUGGGAUGGGAAAGCUGAAAAAGACGUCUUAUGACGACAUUAGAGCACUGAACUGACCAACUGCCAUUGGCACUGCCAUCUGUACCAAUCAUUUAUUCCCUACAAAGCAUAACUGUAACUGUACUGAAUUACUGGCAGUUGCAUAAGCAUUGAAACUACUUGAGGUUUAGCCUUUGUACUUGACUUGCAAAUAUGCAAAUACAAAUAUGCACCGCAUGGUAACUGCUAAAGCAUCAAGAGAAACAUUCAGAAUAAAUAUCGGACCAAAGCGCAAUACCACAUACAUAAUUCUGCUUUAUGAAGGGAUAUAGGGACUAUUUCACACCAGCAUUAUUGAAAAAUAUUUUAUUUAACAUGAGAAUGUACAAAAAAGUAGGGCUGCUGAAGACUGUCUAAAUGUAACUAAUUUUACAAUAACUGAUGUCUAAAUGUAACUGAUGGAAAUUUGAACAGUUUAUCUCAUGAUUUUAUUUUUCGUAUCGUGUAAGCUAAUGCUGCAUAAUGCAUAUGUUAAUGCUGAUUCAGGUCCAUUUUUAAUCUUUGAACACUAAACAUUUAAUAAAAUCGGAAUUUAGAAACGCUUAA
This is a messenger RNA of Carassius gibelio (silver crucian carp), 4919 nucleotides long. Its product is annotated as synaptotagmin-14-like. The transcript is spliced from 10 exons. Lineage: Eukaryota; Metazoa; Chordata; Actinopteri; Cypriniformes; Cyprinidae. Bases 1470 to 3605 code for a protein of 711 amino acids. The record is from RefSeq and is a predicted model, not a curated record.